Molecule: messenger RNA, 3121 nt
Organism: Spirodela intermedia
Lineage: Eukaryota; Viridiplantae; Streptophyta; Magnoliopsida; Alismatales; Araceae
Source: the annotation of a GenBank genome assembly
AUGCGUGAGCCGGCCUUCCUCGUUGAGCCACGGAGGCGGCAAUUGCUGGACUUUCUGAUGAAUGCCUGUGUGGUAAGUCGACUGAGAAGUAUUGUGAGCUCUAGCUCUCUCUCUUUCGCGGCUGCUCGCCGUAGAUUUCCCCCUAGGCUUUUCCCCCAGCCUUCUCAUAUUUUUUUCCGAUAUUCCCGUCUAUUUCUCCUUUUAAUUUGAGGGAAAAAGUGGCUCGGCGUCGCUCCGAUCGUGAAGUACACGGCGCUGUCCUUUUUCGCGGAUAGAUUCCUCCCAUGUCUGCCCAGGUACUACUCGUUUCAUUCCGAUAACAAUUUUUCAGGAUACGAGGUUGUGAUGUUGGCGGUGCCGUGUUUCUUCAUGUGCGGUGCAUGUCGCUGUGAUUCCCUGUGGUUACUCAUAGAUACCUGGUUAACUGUCCAGUUUAUUACCCUUAUAUGUCCUGGAACACAGGAAUGUUCUAAACCGUGAUGCGGAUACAAGUUGUCGGAAUCUUUAAUCCAUUUCUCUCUAGUCACAUUGAAGAAGCAUCUUCUUCUUCUUUUUUAAAUGCCGUUGUAAUCGAUAUAAAUAUGGCCUUAUGAUGUUGGAACGCAGUUUAAAUUCAAAUGUUCGAAUUUUUUGACACAAAAAAUUCUAGGUGUUAUGGAAUGGAGAGGUAGUUAGAUAGUCUUUUGUAAUAUAAAACUAUACUCCUCCGUAGUUGGUAUCUUAUUUGGAUUUUGGAACGAGUGAUUGUCUUAUUCUUAGCACCAAUCAGAAUAAACAUUUAUAGUUAAAUCUAACGAGACAAAUUUAAAAUAUCCGGAUGGUAUCAUCAAGUUUGCUAACGUCCUAGAUGAAAACAAUGCAUCUAUGCAAGGUGGAUGCGAUGAUCUUCCCUUUAUCCCUCUUCACCCUUCGGCUUUAUCCAGUCCAGGCUGUUCCAAUACUCAUGUCCUCUUCUGAUCAGUGCUCCCUCUGUACUCCGACAAUCACCCCACCUGCCAACCUUUGUUCUCCGGUUGCUGAGUACAUCUCGUAUUACCCACUAAUCUUGUUGUCAAACUCCUAGAUAUUUUCAUUAAGGUUGAGCAUGAAUCUGGUAGGCUGAUGAGGUUGUUCAAUGAGAUCACAUCCGUGGUUAAUUAUCUAUGAGAUUUUUCUUUUUUUAAGUAUGAGGCCGUGAUAUUAUCUUCAAUGUCAAUGUGAGAUAUUUCUUUGAGGUCUGAAGUUAUAACAUUGGUUCAAAUCAAUAUCAUAGGUUAUCAUAUUACUAAAAAAUAUUUAGAUGGCUAUUUUUGUAAUAUUUUGUAUGUUAACAUAUUCAGAUUUAGGGCAUGAAUCUUAGAUUUCAGAUGUUAGGUAUCAGCGUCAUCGAAAGGUUUCCUGUUUCCGCAGAAUUUAGACUUUCACGUCCAUGAUAUGAAGUAUGUUGAAUGUUGAUUCUUCAAAUUUUGGUCAAAAACCAGGAUUUCACGAGAGAAUUCUGCUCAGAAUUGGCUUUUGCAUCCCUUAACAGAGAGCAAGUUGCAGAUUUUCAUUCUCAUUUCAUUAUGGAUAUCAAGUAAGGUAAAGCUCUUUCUACUGUACCGUAGAAUUAGAUUGUGAUGGUUGAUGGUCUAAUGCAUUUUCUUGCCUUAUACACUCUGAAGUUACAUGAUACAUACCCUAUGUCCUCAAAAAUGUUGAAGUCCUUCGGGGAUAGGCACAUCAAGGAUCAGCAUUUCACCAUGCGGGAUUUUGUUGAGGCUGUGAGUUUUUUCCAUUUUUCAAUCAACUGUUGGUUCUAGCUCUUUCUCCUCGCCGUCUCAUAUUCUAUUAUAUCUCAAUGGAAUUUUCAAAUCUUCUGUGGUGAUAAUUUCUCUGAUUCCUAUUUCUCAGGAGAUUAUCUUUAUGGAGGUACGGAGCUUUAUGUGGACAAUUGCAUUUUUCUCAUAAUUUGAAGUCUGAUGUAGCCUCGACAACAACUUUCUCAGGUCUUGAAUUAUGAAAUUGGAGCAUCGAAUGUAACCUUCCUUUUCCUGGAAGAACUCUUGAUCCAAUUCAGGCAAUUUUAUGCAUGGACUUAUUUUCCCUGUUCAUUUGUGCUUGAUUAACUAAAGACGAGACAAUCAACUCAUGAACGAAGAUACACGGCCUUGUUUUAUAUUCUCAAGAGAAAAUUACUCGACACUUUGUCAUUGUCACUGUUUUAGAUUUAUUAUAAAAAUAACUUUUCUACGACAAAAUUACAAAAUCUGGUAAAAAUGGAGACUCGAGAGGCCUUCACAAUAGAUAACCAUUUCCGAUUGAUGCACUCAUGUCCUCUAUCGCCUAUCUGAAAGAGCUUUCAUGUUUCUAUAUGGAUAGGAUUUUGAUUCCUUCUUCCAUUGAUGGCCCAAGUUUCAGAUGACGAGCUUUCAUUGGGUUACUCUACCACACAUGCAUCAUAUAGACUACUUGAUUAAGAGUGCAAUCCAUUCGAAAGUUUCCCCAUAUUCUGUCUUACUCUGUCUAGCUUUUUUUUUUUUUUUUUUUUUUCUCCCCUGUAAAACUUCAGGGCUAUGUCGAAGAUCGGGGAGCUUGUCAGCUUCCAUGCAUGCAUGGAUAUCAUGGACCUUCUCUACGAAACAGAAGAAGCGGCGAGUCUUUAUGGCCAUUCUCGUCCUCUUGCCGCGUCUAUACUCGUAUGACCCCGAAACGACAACAAUCUCCACAGUAACUUGCAGCCACUACCAUUGUUUUCAUGUGACUUGUGCAGGUAACUUCAUAUAUUCUCACAGUUCCCAAACAGCGUUGGGAGUUUCCAUUGCUCCCAUGGGGUAAGCUACAUUACUUCAUCAGCCCACGAUCGAUUCCUUCUCUCUCUUUGCCGAAUUAUCUUGCCCAAUUUAUUUAUUUUUAAUUUAUUAGUUUGCUGAUCUGUGGGCCCUGUGGGGCUUUAAUCAAAUGGCAUGGUGUAAACUAGAUUUGAUUUCUCCUAUUUUUUCCCAUGAAAUUUCUCACUGCAGUGAAGUUCGCCGCAUCACAUGAAGAAGAACACGUCGAGCAACUUGUCAGGAAAGUUCUUGAACAUAUACUGGUUCCGACGACGACAUCUACAAUGAGCCCAGGAUACGUAGAGCCAUCUUGCCAGGUAACAAAAGACUAA